AUGGAAUUUCCUGCAAUGAUCAUUUGUUUACUUGCUCUUGCAUGUGUGCGAAAUACUAUGUCGCAUAUGAAUAGGCAGUUCAGGCAGGUACCGACGACACUACCGGCGGUACCGUCGGCACCGGCGGCACCGGCGGCACCGAGCAUAAAUUAUAACAAUACUCAAUUUCCUUAUCCCUAUCCUACCUAUCCGAUUUAUUCGAACAACGUUAAUCAGAUCGGGCAGCAACCUGCUGCCCCGGUAACGAAUGUACCUGAGACUACCACAUCGCUGUCUACCACCAACAGUACUAGCUUGGAUACUUCCGACAGUAAAUCUAUUCUUCAACAUAUCAGCACCUAUAGCAUCUAUGCGUUGCAAGUGUUGAUGACAGCUCUUCUCGGCACGUCCUUAGUAAACUACAUUUGUACGCAAUGGUCUAUCUGCGACUACCUCUUUGGAGAAAACAAGUUUUGGAAAACUUCUAACAAGGCAAGACGUAUGGCCCGUUCGUACGAGACAUUGAAUUACUUGGAUGAUAUCAGCUCUAGAGUCUUCAAAGCGAUGGACUACUAUAAUAACCAGUCAAAUUAG
Molecule: messenger RNA, 573 nt
Organism: Trachymyrmex cornetzi
Lineage: Eukaryota; Metazoa; Arthropoda; Insecta; Hymenoptera; Formicidae
Exons: 2
Coding region: 1-573 (190 amino acids)
Source: RefSeq, a predicted model, not a curated record